Molecule: messenger RNA, 2264 nt
Organism: Acromyrmex echinatior (Panamanian leafcutter ant)
Lineage: Eukaryota; Metazoa; Arthropoda; Insecta; Hymenoptera; Formicidae
Gene: Kpc2
Product: Kip1 ubiquitination-promoting complex subunit 2
Cellular component (GO): ubiquitin ligase complex
Molecular function (GO): protein binding
Source: RefSeq, a predicted model, not a curated record
AGGUGCUUUUUUUUUUGCGCCAUAGAAAUCCGUGAAAAUUCACGACGGAAAGAGGGCGAAGGAAAAUGGAGUCUCUUUAUGUCCGAAGUUACCCACCGGAAAUAAUCGUGGCUACAUAGUUCAACAUGCAUACUUUGUACACAUAGAGGCGCCACUAAAUGUCCUCCAGCUAAAAAAAAAAAAAAAAAAAAAAAUAGAGCUGCCAACAGCCGCUGAUAGUUGCAAGUGCGAGUGAUUACUGCGAAUUGUCCAAAUUAUCUACGAUUGGAGUUGGAAUUUUUAAGACUUUAGCAGACAGAAAGUGUGUGAUGCGAAAUGUGGCUAUCAGUUGUUAUGGCAGUUACGAUUCUUACAGAAUAAAAGAGGCCAAGUUUUGUAAAAAUAAUAUGUUUUGACGCACCAUAUUUGCGAAGAUGUUAGCUGAUUUAUCGAUUCUCUAACGUGCUUGACAGUUUAGCCGAAAAAAUGAUUUGUAUUUUUCGAUAUAAUUUCCGCAAUCGAUUCAUUGAGAGUCUUUAUGCAACACAAAAUUGAGAUCUAAAUUAUUUAUGUGAAAAGCUUCAUAAAAGUAAAUUUAAUGAUCCCAUGGAUGCGUGAUCAAAUAGCAGAAGCCUGGCAUAACAGAAAAAGUUCAAGGACGGCUGACAAGCGGUCCUUGGCCCUUUCUUCUGUCAGCGCAGGCAAUGCUACAAGCAAUGACACUAUGCUUAAACCAUUACCUACCUCGCCUGAAAACUUUUCCAUCAACGUUAUCAGCAUAGAAGGCAAUGUAUUAGAUGUUGCAAUAAAACCAAACUUUACUGUGGAAAAUAUUAAGAAAACAGCAGUGGUACAUUUUUAUGGUCAAGAUACAACCAAAUCUAUCUCAAACUAUCGCUUAGUUCAUUCAACCAAAUUUGUACAGCUUAAGGAUGAAAAUUAUGUAAGCGACGAGGAUAUCAAUGAAUGUGAUGAGUUAUUAUUAGUAGAAAUACGAUCACAAGAAUCAUCGGAGGAAGAUCUUAAAAGUCCAAGUCUAGAAGCAAUAGCUCAAGCUACAAGUAAUUUACCUAGUGUACGAAAUCCACCUAAGCCUCUGCCAUCUACAGAAUGCCCUGCGGAUUUCCAGAAUGAAAUCCGUAAGAUUUUAAUAACUCUGGUACAAGCAUCUGCAAAAAUCUUGAUGUACAGUCCUUAUGCUGAAAAAUUAUACGAUGAUAUUAAGGAGAAACUUGAAGCUAGGUGUAAUCCUAUUAAUGAUCUGAAAGUCAUAAAAAAUCUUGUAGAAAUGGGUUAUCCUCGUAAGAAAGUUCUUAAAGCGUUAUGUCUUCGAAAGUCGAAUAUGACAGAAGCUUUAGAAUGGCUUAUAGAACAUCAGGAUGAUUCAGAUGAUGAUUCAAAUGAUGAAAUAGAUUUCUCGCCUGCGAAUACAAUGACAGACACAGAUAUUGCAAAUCCUAGUUCUUCAAACACUAAGAAAAAGUCAUUUAAAGAAGCAUGUUUGGAACUGUUCAAAGUUGUGCAACCACCCAUUACUUUGUUUAUGGGAAUAGACAAAUUUGAGAAUGAAGAUCUUAUUAAAUGGGGUUGGCCUGAGGAUGUGUGGUUUCAUGUUGACAAAUAUUCGUCUGCCCACGUAUAUCUUCGACUUCGACAUGGUCAGACAAUAGAUGAUAUUCCUAGUACUGUAUUAGAAGAUGCUGCACAAUUAGUAAAAGCAAAUAGUAUCGAAGGGAAUAAAAUGAAUGAUAUCGAUGUUGUGUACACAAUGUGGUCGAAUUUGAAAAAGACACAAGGUAUGGAAGUUGGACAGGUUGGCUUUCACAAGGAUAAAGACGUUCGUAAAAUUCAUGUUGCUAAGCGAGUAAAUACUAUCGUGAAUCGUCUUAACAAGACAAAACGUUCAGAGCAAGUCAACUUUAGAAAUGAGAGAGAACAAAGAGAUAAGAACGAACGGGAAGACAAGAAGAAGCUUUUGAGAGAACAGAAAGAGAAAGAAAAGGCAGAAGAAAAGCGACGUCAGGAAGAAGCAGAGAUGAGGAGUUACAAUUCUCUAUUUAAUACAUCUAACAUGACUUCAAACACAGAAACCAGUGGAUAUGACUCAGAUGAUUUCAUGUGAUGAAGUUACUUAUAUUUGUGGUCCGUGCCUCAUUCUCUAUCAUUUCCAGUAAAAGGAUUCCAGAAUAAAAAGUGUAAAAUAUCUCUUUCAACAGUUCUUGUUGGAAAUACACAAUCGUACAUAUCGAUACCUAACGCACUGCAUACGAUUAAAUCUAUUGCGA